Molecule: messenger RNA, 3631 nt
Organism: Anguilla rostrata (American eel)
Lineage: Eukaryota; Metazoa; Chordata; Actinopteri; Anguilliformes; Anguillidae
Gene: capn10
Product: calpain 10
Exons: 13
Coding region: 513-2492 (659 amino acids)
Biological process (GO): proteolysis
Cellular component (GO): cytoplasm
Molecular function (GO): calcium-dependent cysteine-type endopeptidase activity
Source: RefSeq, a predicted model, not a curated record
UUUUAGAGGGUAUUGUGUUAGUCGAAGAAUGCUUAACUUUAGCAACAAGAUCCCGAAAAGCAAUAAUGCUAUUAUAUCAAUAAUGAUAUGUCGGCUGGCUGUGUAAUUUGCUCUAUUUAUCGAAUACUUCAUUCAUAUCUUGUGGUCAUGCUUAGACAUAACUGGAUUGCAGGUUUACUUUACUGAAGGUACCGAAGACCUUAGCAAUGUAGCUUGCUCUCGUUGAUAUUCCAUACGAAAACUAUCCAAAUAGGAAGACAUUGCCUUCGUCUGGCUACAUCCUAAUAUCCGAACACACGUUGUAUAUCAGUUCUGCAUGCCGUAACCCUAUUGUAUUUCAAUCAGGUCAAGAAAUGUGUUUUGAAGAGAUAAAACCAGAGGAAUUCAUACUUCGUAAAUCCUCGUGUUUGUUUGCUUGGCAGAAAUGAUGUAGAUAUGAGGUGCAUGACGGCAGAUUUCAGGAGGAGAGGGGUAGCAGGACAUUGUGAGUUUUUUGGAUCUUCAAGGUGGCAAUGGAGGAGGAAGCAAAGUGCGGGAGGCUGUUCGCGGACGCAGAGUUUCCGCCAGAGGAUUCCUCCCUGUUUUCUGAUUACACCACCCCCAUUUCAAAUUUACAAGUCUGUAUCACUUGGAUGCGGCCGCAGGAAAUUUGUCAGUCACCUAGAAUGUUUCCAGAAAAUCCAAAGGAGGCCCAUGUGAAACAAGGGAUUCUGGGAGAUUGCUGGUUCUUGUGUGCCUGUACCGUACUGCUGAAGAAUGACCACAUGAUGAACAAGGUCCUGCCUGCUGGACAGCCACAGUGGGGCGAACGCGGGUACGAGGGCCGCUUCCGGUUCCGCUUUUGGCAGUUCGGCCGCUGGGUGGAUGUGGAGGUGGACGACUGGCUGCCUUGCGUUAAUGCCAAGCUAUGCUUCUCCCACUGCCAGUCUCCCAGUGCAUUCUGGGUAGCGCUCCUGGAGAAGGCAUAUGCCAAGCUUCACGGGUCCUAUGAGCGGCUGUGGGCGGGACAGGUUUCGGAUGCCCUGGUUGACCUCACGGGGGGCCUGGCUGAGCGUUGGAGCCUGAAGGAUUCUGGGAAAGAGGAGAACCAGCAUGGAGAGAAGCACAAGCCCAAAAAGAAGCUUGAUCUCAGCAGCCUGCAAGGAGUGAGGGACAGGGGUACAGUGAGCUGUUCUGUGCACAGCUCCCCUGGAGGUGCUAGUGAGUUGGGGCAGUACCACGCACUGAGCGUGAUGGAGUGGACUGACGUGACGACAGAGACAGGGGGUCACGUGCGUCUGCUUAGGAUCCGGAACCCGUGGGGACGCCGCUGCUGGGGAGGGGCCUGGAGCGAGAGCGGGGAUGGCUGGAGAGAGCUGGAGCCAGGCUACUCUCAGGAUCUGCUCAGCCGCACCCAGGAAGGAGAAUUCUGGGUCGAGGAGGCGGAGCUCCUGAAGGAGAUAGAUGAAGUCACUGUGGGAUAUCCAAUCAACGAUCAGGGUUUGCUUCAAAGCAUUUAUACAGGAAAAGAGUUACCUCACAACCAGCAGAUGGGUGGUUGCUGGAUUAGAGAUCAUUCCGCAGGCGGGUGUCGCAAUAACAGCACUUUUGGCAGUAACCCCAAGUUCUGGCUGCGGGUGUGUGAGCCGGGAGAGGUGCUCGUGUCUCUUCUGCAGCACAGAGGAUGGAGACAAUCCUCCAUUUCCAGAGAGUGCAGUAACGUGGAAGAUCCACAAGAGGGCAGCCCCGAGCCGCACCAGGACUACCAAGCCAUUGGUCUGCACAUGUGGAAGGUGGAGAAGAAGCACUUUAACCUGACACGGACUCUGAACCGAACGCCCUGUGCCUCCACCCACUGCCACGCCUAUGAGCGGGAGGUCACGCUACGCGCUCACCUGGGCCCGGGGUUCCACCUGCUCAUCCCCAGCACCUUCCUGCAGGGCGCAGAAGCCAGCUUCCUGCUCAGGGUGUUCUCCUCCGCCCCUGUGUCUCUGAGUGCGCUGAAGUGCCCUCCUCCCCCUGCCGCGGCGGUCUGGGGCGGGGAGUGGGAGACCAGCCGCUUCCCGGGGAGGUGGGUCCCAGGCAUUUCGGCAGGGGGCAGCAGGAACUUCCCCUCCCACCGGACAAACCCGCACGUGCCUCUCGUUGUCAGCUACCAAUCGGGCGAGCCCAACACAAGGAUCACACUGCGCCAGCACUGCCCCGCCAAAGCCCUCCAGCCAAUCGGCUUCCACAUAUACCAGGUUCCCGAGGGGUCCGUGGACCCGCAGAUCUCCCAGGAUCAGGAGCCGCAGGCGAGCUGCGUGCCCCACAGCUACGCCCCCGAGGUGUCCCUGCACUGCAGCCUGGCCCCCGGGGCCUACGUCAUCCUCCCCUCCACCUAUCAGCCCCAGUGCAAGGGCCACUUCACCCUCACUGUGACGAAAAGGAUCCACAGGAAAGUAGUGAAGAGCCGGGAGGCUUUAGGACAAUUGAUACAGGAGGUUUCAAACAUCUCUGUGAUGCGCAGCUAAUGAUGGGGGACCGCCCCCUCCGGUACGGUGACGUGGGUUCGGCCCCUGGCCUUAGAUGAAAGUACCCCCCCCCCCCCUCCCCCAGGGGCAAAUGAAGCCAGAGAGCCUUUAUUCGUCCGCAGAGGGCAGGCCGUAGCGAUUAGUACAUCACAGCCCGUCCACUGCCUCGGCACUAAUGGGAGGCGACGUGACUUGGCGGUGUAAACAAACGGGCCCGAUUGAAGGGGCCCUCUCCCCGCUGCCCGCCCCGCCGCCAAAACAAAGACGCCACUCAUGAACCCUCUCGAGGGGGGGGGGGGGCUAGAAACGGGAGCGAGAAGCCGCGCCCGGGGCUCCCCUGUCCGUCCGAACCCCCACCCCAAACCCUUCUAGCCUGCACUAGAGAGAUGGGCUGCCCUUUGAGUCCAGUGCGGCCGAGAGAGUGGAGUGGAGUGGUAAGGGUGGGCCACAGAACUCCAAACGUAUGACAGAGUGCAGCCCAUGCUGCACUUCACAGCACCUGAGGACUCUUCUUAGGGAGGGGUAACUUAGGGAAAGUGCUUGGCUGGACAUCCUGUUGCACUCAUUAAUAAUUCAGCUGUGCGCCUCUUUACCUUCCACUGGGUUCAGUUCUGAGGUGCUUCACCGUUCUGUUGAAAACUUCAAAUGAUUUAAGAUGAGAGAGAAAAAAAGAACUACUGAUGGAGUUAUGACUGUGACUUUUAACUGCUAUAAUUACCAGCAUGUUCUUUUUUAAAAUAUCACUUGCAGAAUAUAAUUCAUGUGGUGAAUAUAGUACAAUUAAUUUUCCAAUUUCACAUUUGAAAAGUCUUUGUCUGGAAUUGAUUGGGGAUAUCCAGUCUACUGAGGUACUUUUUAUUUUAUUUUUUGCAGUAGUCAUUUUUCACUUUUUGAAGGUGUCACAGCACAUGAUGAAAACCAGGAAAGCUGGGUUUUGUGUCUGAACUUGAAAAUGCCUAGUAUUACUAAACAUUUAAUAUAUUUUUAAUUUGGGCACUUUAAACGUUUAACUGUUAACUCAAAUGUGACCUGUAUAAAAUGUUCUGUAUUUGUGUUCAUCUAAGAACUUGAUGAACAGCAAACUGUCAGAUCAGCGAAUAGAAAAUAGUAUGUCGUGCACAAUAAAAAGAUAAAAUAAA